Onychostruthus taczanowskii (white-rumped snowfinch) is the source of this 1926-nucleotide messenger RNA. RefSeq names its product required for meiotic nuclear division 1 homolog (gene RMND1). The record is from RefSeq and is a predicted model, not a curated record. NCBI's taxonomy places the organism in Eukaryota, Metazoa, Chordata, Aves, Passeriformes, Passeridae. The transcript is spliced from 12 exons. The coding region runs from base 267 to 1613 and encodes 448 amino acids. Gene Ontology annotation, biological process: positive regulation of mitochondrial translation.
UAUGAUCCCUCUUUCCUUGAAACUUACUGUAAGCCUGUACAGUUGAAGAAUGGUUCCUGGCAUUACUGAUCCAGGAUGACGUUUUGUUGGCUAGGAACGCCAACAAAACCAUUUUAAAUCUCUCUCUGCCACUUAGCACACACACUGCUGGAGACUUUUUACCCCUUGCCCCAGUUCUCCACCACCUGGUUUGCAGUUGCUGAGUUUCUCUCAGCUCUUCCUUUAUCCAGGAGGUAUCAGGCCUUUAAAAAGUUCAAAGGGAAGAAAUGAGACUGAAACUUCUGCAGCGUCAGAUGAGAUCUUUCCACACUUUAACAACAAUAUGCCAGUGCCAAAGCUUUAACAAAACUGGAUAUCUGCUUUUAAAGCUGGAUAAUGAAGUUGAAAGAGCAGCUCACAGAACAGCAAAGUCUUGGGAUUUGUAUGCACUGAAACCUGUGUUGCCUUGGUUGACGAGUCAACGUGUGCAAGUCAGGAAUCGGCAUUUUCUCCAAGGAUUUCUGUCCACUUUGGAAAGAAAUGUUUAUUAUCAGAAUGGGGAGGGUUUUUUCUCAUCCUGGAGACGUUUGGGGGUGACAAUGAUGGAAAACUACAGGCUCAAUACAGAGUGGAUCAAAAAGCUUAGGAACACAUCAUCAAGAUUUUAUGCAGUUGUAUCAGCUGGUAAAACUGUCCCCAAAGCCAGUAACCAGCCAGUUAAGAGGCCACCAAAGGCACCAAGGACCAAGCAGCCAUCCAGAACGAACCUGCCACUCUCAGACAUGGAGAAUCUGAUGCAGUGCACAGCCUUUGCAACAGCAGAUGAAUAUCAUCUUGGUAAUCUGUGUCAUGACCUGACUUCACAUGGAUAUGUUGAAAUAACAAGUUUGCCUAGAGAUGCUGCAAAUGUUUUGGUGGUCAGUACUGAGAAAUCUGCAAAAGAAGAUGAUCCUGGCAUGAUUUUUUUCUUCAGGGAAGGGGCUGUUGUAUUUUGGAAUGUGGAAGAGAAAAGUAUGAAGAAUAUCAUGCGAGUGCUAGAGCACCAUGAAAUUCAGCCAUACGAAGUUGCACUGGUCCAUUGGGAGAAUGAAGAGCUGAACUAUAGAAUAGGAGAAGGUCAGUCAAAGCUCCAUAAAGGACAAAUCUUGUUAAAUUCUGAGCUGGAUAGUGAUGAAGUUGUGCUGCAGAAAUUUGCCUUUUCAAAUGCUCUUUGUCUUUCUGUGAAGCUAGCUAUUUGGGAAUCAUUACUGGAUAACUUUGUGGAAUCUAUCCAGUCAAUUCCUGAGAUUCUAAAGUCAAGAAGGAAGGUAAAACUCUCUCAUGCAGAUGUGAUGCAGAAAAUUGGAGAACUCUUCGCACUAAGACACCGUAUAAAUCUGAGCUCAGACCUGCUAAUAACACCAGACUUCUACUGGGACAGAGAAAAACUGGAAGAGCUUUAUGACAAGACUUGCCAGUUUCUCAACAUUAAUCGCAGAGUUAAGGUAAUGAAUGAAAAGCUCCAGCACUGCAUGGAGCUGACAGACCUAAUGCGAAAUCACCUGAAUGAAAAGCACGCGCUGCGCCUUGAGUGGAUGAUAGUAAUACUAAUCACCAUAGAGGUUCUGUUUGAACUUGCAAGGGUAGUUUUCUGAUGACAGAACAAACUCAGAAAGAAGAAAACAGACAAAACAAUAGAAAACACAAGACUUGGAAAAUUCCGAUCAGAUGCUUCUGGAGAAUCAUAAAAUUGUGUCUCUUGAUAAAUCUCUAAAUCUUUUGCUCAAAUAAAAAAAAAAAAUUCAAAUCAGUCUGUGAACAUUAUUCCCAGCCACUGUACUAAUAAUGUUAGAGAGGGCUUAACCUAUGGAUGAAUCUGUGCUGACUGUAUUUGGUGAAAGACUCUACUGCUUUCACCCUUAACAGUUAAAAUAAUGCUGAAUAAAUUGCUACUUUGUGUAUUUCUGA